AGUGUAACAUUAGAUAGCUUCUGGUGACAGAUAAGGAAAGAGAGCAGCUCAGCACAGAAUUCAGGUAUGUCUUCUUUGCUAACACUUACUGACACUUCCAAAAUGAAUUCUGACUUGGAAAAACUAUAAUCUUCUUAAAUUUUACUAUGCUGAAAAUAUAUAUAAUGCUGUUUAUUUUUAUUAAUUUUUUGUGGUUGUUUUUUUAUAUAACAAGUUUACGGUUGUGUAAAUAUAUUUAUUUAAUAUAUUAAUCAUACAAAAUUUUUGCUUGUCGAAGAUUAUGUUUAAAGGUGAUUUAAAGAAAAAAAUGGGUUUUUUUUUGUCUGUAGCAAAUGAAGCGUGUAUCCAUAUAUACUUUUUGAAUACCCUUUUCUUACACCAAUUUAAAUUAUGGUCAUUUUUGUCAGUGUUUAAAUUGGUGAGAGGCAAAAAUGAUUUUUCUGUUCUUUUGGUUACAAGCUGAAAUAUCAUUUAGUAAGCAUGAUUACUGGCUUCUGUAACGUUUGAGAUCGAUAAUGUGUUCCUAAUUUAUAUGUUGUUCUUGACCUUUUGAAAGAUGAGAACUUGUUUCCUUGCCAUUUAGGACCUUCAAUAUAUUCGAUGCUAUACGUCAUAUAAAGUUCUGUUCUAUUUCACCUUUAUUAUAGGACAACUUAAAUAUUAACCCCUUAAGGACACAACUUCUGGAAUAACAUGGAAUCAUGACGGAAUAUUUCCGUCAUGUGUCCUUAAGGGUUUAAAGACGCUUUCAGUGAUCUUCUCAGACUGAAUCUAUAGUACUGAUGUCCUUUGCCUACAAAUGGCUAAUUAUUAAUAGUUUUAAGAUACUAGUGUUUUCAAAUUGGCUAAUGAUGAGUGUUUUUUUUUUUUUUUAAAUGAGUUGAUUUAUAUUUUUUGCUCUCUAGAAGAGAUGAAGAGAUGUCUAAAUGAACCUCCACUGCAGAAUUGGGUUGAACUGAAACACUCAAGUCUAAAGUGAAUAUGUUCAACUAAUAGUAAAUAUACCUUCUUCAAGGAUAGACUAAGCAUUUUUGUAGCCUGACUUUGACAAAUAGAAGAAUUUCUAUAAAGUUGGAGAGAAAUAGGGAGCAAUAUUAAAACCAGACUUUAACCUUUCUAAAGCAAGAUUAAGUAGAUAUGCAUGAUUGGAUUUUUUUUCCCGUCUUCCUUGUCAUGCAUCUUAACCCAACAUGGUUUGAAUAUACAGUAUACAGAAUCCAUAUGAAUUAAAACUAAGCAAAAAACAUGCCAUUUUCAAAAAAUUUUAAAGGAGGAUAGGACAAAGUAUUGGUACUAAUUUAUAUAGGUGACUUAGGUUAUAAAUGCCUCACAUGUGCAUCUCCCUUCCUUCACUGUCAGGUUAAUUUGCUAAAUCAAGAAUUGUUGAUUAUCGAGGUGGUCUGUUUAAUUGUUGACUCUAUAAGGAGUUCUAGCCACUGUUUACAAGAGUGGAAUGGAGAAUGCUUGUCAAACGUUCCACUGUUUCCAACAGACGUUUGCUAUGUGAAACCCAUUUGUUGGCUCACAAAAAGCCAGGUCUGUUAAUCCCUCCAUGCUUUCAUUAUUAUUUGGCUGCCAUUUAAGUGAUGAAUUUAACUAAAUCUCUGUGUUCUUUGUUAAUUAGGCUAUUCAAAUGAUUCUUGUUGUUUCCAUUUGAUCUAUCUAAAAAUAACUGGGAUCUAUUCGGUUUGAAUUCAGCCAAAAUAGAAUUUUAUGAUUUUGUCUUCAAAAGUUAAAUUCCAUGGCCAAUUCACAAUUUUGUAAAUAACCAUGUGGAUGUUGUUUGGUGCAGACGAAUCUUUGCAGUUGCAAAAAAAAUAAAAGGAAAAUGUUUUUUUUGAGAAGGUUUUCUGAGAAGCAUCUCUUUUGUAACUUGUUUUGUGUGGUUCAAGCUAUUUGAGCCCAUCCUUCCUCAGGAAUGCACACAUCUGUGAUACAUAUUAUAGCACUCUAAAUAAAUAUCAUAACCAUUUUAGACCACACUGGCAAAUAACACAGGCUCUCUCAUAGCCGAUAAACUGGGCAUACUGCUGCAGCUCUGGUACUACAGAAGGUAAAUUCUUUAUUUGUCAUCCAACUUUAGAGGCCAUUAUAGACUGAGUAACAUGCGCCCAGCCAAAGCUGCCAAGUAGAAUCUGUUUUUUCCUUCGGAACCUAAAGAUCAGAAUGUUUGACACUAACCUGGCAGAUAGCUUUGAAAACUCUUUGCACCUUAACCACUAGAGUAAGCUGUAGUGGUAAUGAUGCUUAAAGUACCCCUUUAAAAUUAUUUACAUCCAGUUUUCUGAGGAAUGGCUUUUAAACAAUUUCCCAUCAAAGUCUUAUUCAUUUCAGUAUAUACCAAUGUUGCCAUGCCAAGCGACUAGCUUACAGUAUACUAAUGGGUCUAAAUACCAAAUAAUUAAAAGAGUUAUUUGGUAUUCACUCUAUUAUUGAGUAAAAGUGAGCCCAACUGCUACUCUGGUGAAUGUUCCAUUAAGUUACCAAUUUCCAAACCAAGAACUAUACCACUAUUGCCACUUAAAGGUGGUGUGCCAGUUCAAAAGUCUUUCUUAGCAUUCUUUGUUUCUCAUGCCUUACAAUAACACUGUCAAAGUGUUUUCAAUAUGAAUUUUUUAAGUGACUAAACCAUUAUUCAGUAUUUCUAUUCCUAAACUUUUCAGGUUCCUUCUGCCUCCAUUGAAGGAUAGAGCCUAUCAAAAAAUCGAAGAUUGUAUCAUGUCCCAGGUGAUACCCAAUCAUGUGUUGCGUGUGGGGCAAACCGUUUCAUUGGCAUCCAAGGAUGAAAGUGACCCUUUCAGACAAGGUGUACAUCCAAUGUGCAUCUCCAUGAACAAUAAAUGCUCUUACUUCACCACUGAGAGAUAUACGGGACAGGUCACAACACAAGUCAAUGGUCAUGUGUUGCCCAACGCAGCUGUAUAUGGAGAGAAGAAUCAUGUCCACGGAACAAAUUUCAGGGUAGCAGAGAAAGGAUCUCACCGCAGCAGCCUGCCUGAACAAAACAGGGUACCAGGAGGUAUGAUCCGCAACAAUUAUGUUGCACAGCAAUCAACAAAUACUGAAGUCUGUGAUGAAGGAGACCCUAUAUCUCCUUCAUUGGAUAUCUCCAUUGAUCAUUUAAACCAACUCAUUUUACAGUUGGACCCUACAUUCCAACCCUUGCCGAUCAAAACUGAGCAGUUCUAUAAUAGUUCAAAACAGUUCUCUUCUUCAAGUCAGGUGUCUUCAUCAUACAAGCCAGAGAUUUCGAAGAUGUCAAGUUCACCGGGUAAGGAUGUGUCUUAAAAGAUGCAGAGAAAUUAAGUAUAAACCCUUUUUACCACCUUGUUAACCUGACUACUGUAUGCUUAUAAAAUCUAGAUGUUAUUCCCCAUACCAUAAGAGGUGCUGUACACUUAUAAAUAUGCAAAAAAUAUUUUAAUUGUUAUCUUAUAGUAGUAAUAACAAAUAUUAAUUUGUUUCUUAAACUAACCCAGGCAAUUAAUGAAGACACAUUAGCAAAUGAUGGCAGUUUUUCCAUAAUGGUUUUCAACUUUAACAAUGUCCUACCCAAAUGUUGACCAUUGCAAGUUUCUGUUCCACUUUGAGCAAUAUAUGUACAAUAUAUAGAUAUAUGGACUGGUCAGUGUAACUCGGUUCUGACAUCAUAUCUUUAGCCUUGUCCUAAUGUGUAGAUGCCAGAACUACAUGACGGAUUUUGAGAUAAUUUGGGACAUAAUUCUAAAAGUAGAUCAAUUAUCAUAAAUCUAGUGUAAACUCUCCAAUGAUUGCUAUGUACUGAGGACUUUAAAACUGCAAUGUAUACAUUAACGAUGUGCAUUAUUUGACAUUUUUAUAAAAUGUGCCUUUUUGUGUUAAAAACAAAACAAAAAACUACCAGCUAUCAAAGUACAGACUUUGAAAGUACAGACUCUUCUUUAAAAGCAGUGAAUGCUUUCUUAGUUUCUACAGGAAGAACUUUCAAUGCACCCUUUUAAAUUUAAACAAACAGAGUCAUAGUCAACAAACCAAUAGCGUAUGAGCUGUAGGGUUUAGCAAAAAAAUAGUUGAAGUGAUGUAGAGACUUGUUAUGUUGUUGUUAGUGAUGAAAUAUAAUGCCUGGAAGGUUAGUUUGUUCAAAUAAAAUUAACCCAACCCAUUGAGUUGGCUUCAGCUAUAAAAUAAGACGUUUGUAUUACGGGAAAGACCCACGCGUGAAUAAUCAUCACAUGUUCCAGGAUUUUGCCUUCAGGGGCAGGUGGGAUUCUGAUGUCAUGUGGAACACAGCAUGACAUUACGAUAACAUGGCAACAGUUGUUAAACGGAUGUAAUGUAAAUAACAUGAAGGAUUGUGGGAACAUGUUAAGGCUAAUAUUGGACAAGGAGAUCAUUUGUGAUAUAUGGCACAAGCAUCUAUUGACAGAAGGCCAUUUUACCCCGAGACUUAAAGCGGCACUGUCACCAUCUGGGGACCUUGCAUAACUUGCAAAGAUCCCCAAUGAUGACAUCACUGAUGGGGGUCCGGUGGCCGGCUGGUGGCAUGCAAAGAUGAUUUUACCUAACUGACCUGAACCUACCUGUUAUGCCAUCUUCUUUCAGCCAGUACAGCAUUGGAGUGGAGUGUACCUCGAGACCGUGGUAUCUCCCAUAGGCAGCGCCAAAUCCCUGCAGUCGUCAAAGGCGUCAGCUCCGCCCAUUGUCUAAAAGUCUCAGGAGGAGGAAAAAUACUGAGAAAAAGUAGCCUUUUUGACUUGGGUAGAAUUUUUGUGAAAUUCCAAAACAGUCAAUAAAAGUAUUUCAUAAAGAUUUGAUCUUUUUUAUCUUUUGCUGGGGGGCGACAGUGCCUCUUCAAGGCGUCACCUUGUCUAUUACAGAACCUAAGGCAGUAAAGAUUUCUAUUAUCUAUGUUUUGUAUUAUAGGGCGAGUGACAUGCCACAAAAAAAGCCCUGGGGACUGUUGGGUUUUUAAACAAGAAAAUGUAUAGUCUUAAAGGACCACUAUAGUGCCAGGAAAACAUACUCGUUUUCCUGGCACUAUAGUGCCCUUAGGGUGCCCCCACCCUCAGGGUCCCACUCCCGCCGGGCUGGAUGGAGAGGAAGGGGUUAAACUCACCUCUUUCUCCAGCGCUGGGCGGGGAGCUCUCCUCCUCCUCUCCUCCUCCGUUACGCUCCGCCGGCUGAAUGAGCAUGCUUGGCAGGAGCCGCGCGCGCAUUCAGCCAGUCCAUAGGAAAGCAUUCACAAUGCUUUCCUAUGGACGCAGGCAUCUUCUGACUGUGAAAAUCAGUGAGACAGCCACUAGGCUUGAUUAACCCUAACAUAAACAUAGCAGUUUCUCUGAAACUGCUAUGUUUAUAGAAAAAAGGGUUAACCCUAGAUGGACCAGGCACCCAGACCACCUCAUUAAGCUGAAGUGGUCUUGGUGCCUAUAGUGGUCCUUUAAACAUAGACAAAGCACUGUCUGUCACCACCACUCAAACAUAUGACAAUGCUCAGAGGACUAGUUGACUAUGGAAUAUUGUCUAUUUAUGUCACUUUGCAAUUCGUCCACAUUUAGCCUGAUCAGGUGAUCAUUUGAAUGCUCAACUCCAAGCUGAAAGGUACCUUAUACAUAUAUAAAUAUAUAUAUCAUGAUCCUCCUGUUUCCCCUCCAUUGGUCACUUAAUCUCAAUUGAUCUGUAAACCAAAUGGUAGGAAUAUGUUAAUAUCAGUCUACUGCAAAAUGUAUAUAUAAUAUUAUAUUAUCUAAAUAUUUUUCAGUACACUGAUUGGCCCAUUUUGGUUUUCCUGACUCGGUUCCCAAACCAGUUUUUUUGGACCAAAAUGCAGGCAUCCUGAAAAAUGUUCUGUCUUCGGGUAAAAUGGUUUGAGCAAGCUGAAUUUUCAUCAUCGUGCACAAGUCUGUUUUUCAACAUACAUGGCAACAGUGGUUCAAAUAUGAUGGUGAUCUGUUGUACCCCUGAAAAGUAGACAUUAUUUGGGACUGCUCAGGAAAAGCUAUCUGUUCUAUCUGUGUUCAGCUGUGUUCUGUUACUCUGAUAUGAUAUUCAGUAACACACAGCACAAGCUCUUACAGGCCCCAGCAUGCUUUAACAUAAAGACUCUUCAGAUGUUUACAAUGACAGCAGACCAUUCCUUUUUACAGUCAUUACUGAACAAAUGGCUGGUUGUCAUGGUAAUGCUGGCAGAGGAUUCAGAGGAAUGUAAGUUCUGUAAUAAUUUUAAAAAUAAAUAAAUAAAAAGAAGUAUUUCCAGAAAGUAGAAAAUGUUGGAAUCUCACGAAAUGCAAUUAUUUCAAAUCACGGAGGGACUAAAGCUAAAAUAAAUUACUUCUAAUAUAAAUAUAUAUAUAUUUUAUUUUGUCCUUAAAUGGUCAGCUUAAUGCCCUUUUAAUUUAAAUUCAGUAAUUCUGAAAAUGGGUCAACUUACAGAAUCUAAAUAUUUCUUUGUCUCUCCUCAAAGGUAGUUUGUAAUGCAUAUUUAGUAUAGAGUGUUAAUGAUAUAAUGAUUAAUGUUAUGGGCACUAUUAAUCCAUUCUUAUAUUUUCCUCCACUUUUUUUUCCAGAGAUAAAAUGUGUGAAUGUUCAUAGUGAUCCCAGAAGAAAUUUGUGUCAAGAGAACAUUCAAAGAUCAGCAAGUCCUACUCCAAAUUCCGAAGGCAUCUUAAUCUCCAGAGGAACUCAAAGAGACAACUGUACAACUAAUGGCAAUGUUGUCUUCAAUGAGACUCAUUCACAUGUAAAUGGAUAUCUGGAUCGACACCAAAGCCCAUCUACUGGAAGUUACAACCAGAUGUCAGAGGGCAUUGCCAUCCCACAUCAGAGAUUGAACCAUUAUAAUACCAACAUUUCUUCAUCCAUGGGUUCAGAAAACAUUUCAUAUCCCCUGUACCAAUUUCGAAAUUAUGACGUCUCCAGCAUGUCCAACAGUCCAGGUUCUGAUACCAGCUACAUUCUGGGAAGGUGAGCUAAGAUACACACUAGUAAACUAGAGGAACUUUGGUAUAGGAGAGUUGUAAUAAUAAAUACAUUGUAUGAAAAGUGUUCUGAGAGUUUCGCUUCAAUGCAAACAAAUAUUUUGUAGAUAAUCAUAUAAGCAAAUUGUUGGGUCAAUAACCGCCCAUGUUAACAGAAUCAUAAAUCUGACAACAGAUAAGUUCUACAUUAAAGUACAGAACAAAGCCAACGCAUUUAAUAUCUAAUAAGGAACAUGAUGAUAGGUACAUACAAUCAAUAUAUUUUGCAGCAGAAGAGGAAUGGUUGAGAAAUACAAACCAAGAAUUUGAUGGCUGAUAAGUGCUAUCUGGCGAGAAACAUAAAAUGAAUGUAGUUGACCGACAAUAAUAGACAUGUUGAUAGGUACAGAGAAACAAUGUUUUUUUUGUAGACAACAGCUGUUUUGAUCACAGAGUAUGUAAAUAUAUUUCUUCUGUUAUCUGCUUCUGAUAUUUUUUAGUGCUUUGCCUUGUGUUGUCCAAAAUAGACCUAUUCAUGGUUAAACAGCCUUAAUUACUCUGUCUGUUAUACGUAACAUGAUCAAAUGGUAUUGUCAGAUGAAAUUGUAUCUCUACAUAUAACUAGUUGACGGCUAGUAAAUAUUUCAAAUAUAACACGGAAGAAUUUGUACUUGGAAGUUAUGAAGUUAUUGUAGAAAAAUAAACAAAAUACCCUAUAUAAGGUUACUUGUUAUGGGUGGAGCCGUUCAUUAAUACAACUUGUGCAUAUGCCAUGUGAUAUUUAUAUUCUCUUCUCUAAUCUGAGUGAACCAGAUUAGAAAAAAUGUAGUUUAAUCAUCAAUUUGCGUGCAAUGUUAUCAGAAAAGCUAUAAUAUGCUUCAAAAGUUCAGGAACGACUAUAGAUGAUGCUGCCAUGAAUAGGAAUCAAAAUCAAGAAUCCGUAAAAUAAAAUAAAAGUCCUAUUAUUGUAAAUGAAGCAUUUCUGGAUAUGCCCACUUUUUUUUAAACACAUAAAAACAAAACAAAGGUUUCAAGUGAUUUCUGAUGUAAUGGUAAUAAAAUAUGAUUAUUAAGUCUCAACCGACAAAGAUAUGAAUGCGGAAGAUUUUUGAUUUAGUGAAUAAAACUCAGAAUGUGUUACAUUUAAUGUAUUCUGUUUUGUUUCUCGGAAAAUGAAUAUAUAUAUAAAAAAAUGUUUACCUUUACAGUACCCAGUCACUUCACAAUGAUGAAAUUGAUGGUCAGCAGUUGCCUGGAAGAAUAGCAGAAAGUCCCUUUGGGUCUUUGGGAUCAUUUUCCCAACUAAACAGCCCAGGAAUGAUGUCCCCUUCUUCAUCCAUACAUUACUUUGACCAGAACCCAGAUGCUUGCAGUCACCCAGCGUUGUCUAUGAUAGCCAACCAGUCAAAGACAUUUUCACGACUUUCUACAAAGGGUCAUGCCAACAGUUGCCCUGCAUCAGUUGCCAGUUCUAGCAUGGACAUCCCUAUUCUUCUUGUAAAUGGAUGCCCAGAAAGUCAAGACAGAUCCUCUAUGUCUUCGACAAGUUUCCAUGGAAGCCAAAGACGAAAAAGUUCCUCCAGUUUCAAUAGAGCGAAUAAGACCUACUCAGAUUCUUCCAUCUCAACCUUUUCUGACAGUAAGUUUACAGUUUUAUGAGACUGGUGUUCCUAACAAUGCCUGGGAACGUUAAGCUUACAGUAGUCUAGCUCUACUAUGUGCUGUUAAAUACGGUAAUGAAAAAUAAUCAUAAUUAACACUAUGUUUAGAAUACAACUCUUCCUGCUAAGGAAGGACUUCUAUAAACAAAUUAUUUUAAUAAGAACAUUAUACUGCUGGUUUAUAAAAUAAAAAAUAAAAUAAAUAAAAAGGUAAUAGUGCAAUAUGGUUUUCCUGAUCAUACAUGGCAGCAUUAACUUAUUUGUUAACUCCUCCCCUCACAGCAGAAAUUGGUAUAAAUAGAUCCACCCCUUCCCAUCAGGCAGUCUUUUUUCCUGUCCUUCUUGGGAGUUUGGAAGGAGUCUGCUUAAGCAGGCCUAGAUUUUUCUAUUAUGCUCACCAGGCCAAUAUUUUUGUAGGCCUUGUCUUAUGCAUGAACACCCAGCAUAUCUAAGUUUUAUAGGAGCGCCUCUUUGAAACAGAUAAAACAGACCGACGUGUUUGCUAUUGAAUAAUAUUUUGACCUUAUUAUUUUGUACAUUCAACAUUACUUUAAAUAAAUGGUUUCAGUGGAAUUUAAACGUGGUUAGAGGGGUCCAUCUAAUGUUUUUUUUGCAUCUGAGAAUAUAGUUCGCUGUUGUUUUUGAGGCAAGAGUUUGCACUAUCUCAAUGAAGUGAUCUGUGUGCUAUGUCCCUACCUGCUUAACCCUGCAACUACAAACAUUGCCAUUCUGCAGGAUUUUUUAUGUGACAGGGUUUUAAUGCCUCCUGUGGCGCUUCUCCAAAAUAGCAGAGUAAAACUAUUUCUGUCAGAUGGUCUUAUAGGUCCAUCUGACUGGUGUUGCACAGUGUUUGGGGAAAGAUAUGGGGAAACUUUGGAUUGACUGAGAUGAUCAGUCUGAAAUCAACGCAAGAGAAAAGGCCUAAACAGCUAAUAUGGCACUAUAUAGGGAGUGCAGAAUUAUUAGGCAAGUUGUAUUUUUGAGGAUUAAUUUUAUUAUUGAACAACAACCAUGUUCUCAAUGAACCCAAAAAACUCAUUAAUAUCAAAGCUGAAAAUUUUUGGAAGUAGUUUUUAGUUUGUUUUUAGUUUUAGCUAUGUUAGCGGGAUAUCUGUGUGUGCAGGUGACUAUUACUGUGCAUAAUUAUUAGGCAACUUAACAAAAAACAAAUAUAUACCCAUUUCAAUUAUUUAUUAUUACCAGUGAAACCAAUAUAACAUCUCAACAUUCACAAAUAUACAUUUCUGACAUUCAAAAACAAAACAAAAACAAAUUAGUGACCAAUAUAGCCACCUUUCUUUGUAAGGACACUCAAAAGCCUGCCAUCCAUGGAUUCUGUCAGUGUUUUGAUCUGUUCACCAUCAACAUUGCAUGCAGCAGCAACCACAGCCUCCCAGACACUGUUCAGAGAGGUGUACUGUUUUCCCUCCUUGUAAAUCUCACAUUUGAUGAUGGACCACAGGUUCUCACUGGGGUUCAGAUCAGGUGAACAAGGAGGCCAUGUCAUUAGAUUUUCUUCUUUUAUACCCUUUCUUGCCAGCCACGCUGUGGAGUACUUGGACGCGUGUGAUGGAGCAUUGUCCUGCAUGAAAAUCAUGUUUUUCUUGAAGGAUGCAGACUUCUUCCUGUACCACUGUUUGAAGAAGGUGUCUUCCAGGAACUGGCAGUAGGACUGGGAGUUGAGCUUGACUCCAUCCUCAACCCUAAAAGGCCCCACAAGCUCAUCUUUGAUGAUACCAGCCCAAACCAGUACUCCACCUCCACCUUGCUGGCGUCUGAGUCGGACUGGAGCUCUCUGCCCUUUACCAAUCCAACCACGGGCCCAUCCAUCUGGCCCAUCAAGACUCACUCUCAUUUCAUCAGUCCAUAAAACCUUAGAAAAAAUCAGUCUUGAGAUAUUUCUUGGCCCAGUCUUGACGUUUCAGCUUGUGUGUCUUGUUCAGUGGUGGUCGUCUUUCAGCCUUUCUUACCUUGGCCAUGUCUCUGAGUAUUGUACACCUUGUGCUUUUGGGCACUCCAGUGAUGUUGCAGCUCUGAAAUAUGGCCAAACUGGUGGCAAGUGGCAUCGUGGCAGCUGCACGCUUGACUUUUCUCUGUUCAUGGGCAGUUAUUUUGCGCCUUGGUUUUUCCACACGCUUCUUGCGACCCUGUUGACUAUUUUGAAUGAAACGCUUGAUUGUUCAAUGAUCACGCUUCAGAAGCUUUGCAAUUUUAAGAGUGCUGCAUCCCUCUGCAAGAUAUCUCACUAUUUUGACUUUUCUGAGCCUGUCAAGUCCUUCUUUUGACCCAUUUUGCCAAAGGAAAGGAAGUUGCCUAAUAAUUAUGCACACCUGAUAUAGGGUGCUGAUGUCAUUAGACCACACCCCUUCUCAUUACAGAGAUGCACAUCACCUAAUAUGCUUAAUUGGUAGUAGGCUUUCGAGCCUAUACAGCUUGGAGUAAGACAACAUGCAUAAAGAGGAUGAUGUGGUCAAAAUACUCAUUUGCCUAAUAAUUCUGCACUCCCUGUAGCUUUAGGAAUACACAUUUGUAUUCCUAAUAGUGAUGUCCCGAACGAUUCGCCGAACGGUUCGCCGCGGACGGCGAACAUAUGCGGUAAACUUUGACCCUGUACCUCACAGUCAGCAGACACAUUCCAGCCAAUCAGCAGCAGACCCUCCCUCCCAGACCCUCCCACCUCCUGGACAGCUCACUAAGAAUGCAGCUUCACAAUGAAUGUAAAAUGGAUGCUGUCCAGGAGGUGGGAGGGUCUGGGAGGGAGGGUCUGCUGCUGACUGUGAGGUGCAGGGUCAAAGUUUACCGCAUAUGUUCGCCGUCUGCGGCGAACCGUUCAGGACAUUACUAAUUCCUAACACUAAAGUGUUCCUUUAAUUUAUGUAAAGGGUUAAUCCCCUUUAAAUAGCUGAGUACUGAUAAGUUAUGAUUUACAGGCUAAUGUUUGUUUCAAACCCUUCAAAUCUUUAUGUGCACCAAGUAAUCGUUUUUUCCAUCCUACAUUCCUGUACUGACUGGUUAUAACUAUCCAGGUUAUGCAUCAAAGUGUGAAAUGUUCUAAAGGAAUUUUGCAUUGUAGGCCAAAAUAGCCAAAUUGUAAAAAGUCUCCAAGUCAGCUAUGUUAUCAUUUCAUCUACAUUUAUCUACAUUUGAUAUUUGCCUUUAUGUCACUUUAAAUUCAGACUUUACUGUAUAACCCUGUGUGACUUCAAGAAUGGUGAAAUGUAAUUGAAUGUUUCUGCAGGUAGGUAAGGAAGACAUAUUAAUGUGACAUUCUGUCGAAAUGGUUGCAAAAUUAGAAAAUCCGUAAAUAAUUUAUAUAAUUCCCUUUGGGCAUGGUAUCAUUUUCAGAUUGGAUCUUUUAGUUUGCCUUAGGUCAUUUUUUUUAAAAUUUUUUUUGCAAGCAAUAAAUACACUUCAAUUUUGUUUAGAAAUUUGGGAAAUUCUGACUCUUUGUAUCGUCUUGAAAUUCAUGUAGGUUCCAACAGAGAGGGGCAAACAGGCAUGAAAUUUGUAAUGGCCACUUCGAAGCAGUGGUUCCAGCCUAGCAUUACAAGAGACAAAGGUAAGGUAGUCGUUAUUAUCAAAUUCUGUACUCUACAGGCCUUUAAAAUAUCCCUCAAAAACACUUCUUUAGAGAAGCCUACAAGCUCUCCCCUUAAUGCCUCAUCCAUUAUAACCUCCUUCUGCUAUCUCGUGUGCUCCAUCAUCCUAAACAAUCCCUUGCCAUUCUUUAGGAACAUACAGAUCACAUAAUUCCCUUUGUGUAUUUCUCCUUCAUCUUUUUAGAUUGUCAUCUUGUUUGGCAAGGGUCCUCCUCAACGACUGUUCCAAUAUGUCAAUCACGUGUUGUUUGAAUUUAGUGUUUGUCUUGUUUACCUAUUGUAUGGCACCUGCAGAAUGUUAGCGCUAUAUAAAUAAUUGUAAUUCUAUGAUGACCAUGUGAUGAUCAAACUUCAUGCUGAGAAUUUUCAAUAACAUUAUUCCUAACCAGAUGAUUACCUAGAACACUGACGUCAUAAAAAAGUGAAAAUGCGUUUGGGUCUGGUAGAGCUCCAAAUCACAAAAUGUGUAAUUCACUAAAAUCUCCUUAUUUUUGAUUUUGGAAAAGCAAACAAACAGGGGUAUGUUUUAUUUUGAGCCAUGAUUGGCAGCAGGGAUGCUCAGUGACUCUCUUAGGCCCUGGGGUGUACUAAUGGGCAUAAAUCAGAACGAUGGUCUGAUUAGUAAAUUCAAGAUAUUCAAUGAAGCUAGAUAUAGGAGAGCUUCAAUCAGCUAGAGAAUCACCCAACAUUUUCAUAACUAAUAAAAUGCAGUGUAAAAUAAAAGAAAGGUUAAAUAGAUAUUUGUGUAGUCUAAUUCAUUGUGUGUGUAUACUUUGAUUUUUCUUCAGCUAUUGAGUUUCUGAAGGACAAAGAACCUGGAACAUUUCUUAUCAGAGACAGCACAACCUUCCGAGGGUCCUUUGGACUGGCCAUGAAAGUCCCUGGGGUACAAUCCAAAACAGGUAAGCAAAUGUGCUUCCAGUGAAAUUAUACCUAAAAUACAUGUAGAAGAUAUAAUAUCCAGAGAAGGGUUAAGAUCCCACAAAUUCCUGGACAGAAUUUCAGUCCAUUCUUCAUUCUUUACAUAAGGAAGGUAAAGUGGCCCAAGCAAGCUCAUGGUUCUGAUGCCUCUGUCUAACCUCUGGGCCCCCAGGCAGCCACCUAGCAUCACCUUAUGCUUUAUCCUGCUCUGAUAAUACCUUCUAAGAAGAUCUCUCUUUGUGUUGUCACCUACAACUCUGAAUUGCAGAAUCUACCCAGGGCUGCCUUGUUAAUAUGGGAUGCUCCUCCUUUCAUACUUUCUCCAAUACUUUAGUAAGUCCCCAAAAGUAGUUGAUGCCCUUCAAAAAUUUAACUUGGUAUUUAUCCACCCUCAUCUCAACCAACAUCUUCAAGAUAUUCACUAAAGUAAGAAUUAAAAGUAAAUUUCAAAUUUAAGGUACAAUUGCUGAACUGGAAACAUUCCCUAAGUCAAUCCUUCCAGUUUAACUACCUUGGCCUAGAAUGGUAAAUUCACUGUGAAUUUACGUUCUCUUCAGUGAUUAACCUUGUACAUCUCUGUUAUUUGAAGUAUCUGGCUCACUGUUUCCUUUACGCCUACGUUAUAGCAUAUCAUAUAUUCACUUUUGGAUACAUUGAACUUCUACCUUUCGUGUAAUUAAAUCAAAUUCCUUUAGACUGUAAUGUAAUUUGAGCAGUGCCCUUUUGAUCUCAUAUGCCUAACUUACUUUAUCACAAUUACUUGCUUUCCCUUUUAUACUACAUUAUAUGAUAUAUCCUUAUACAUCAUUAUUAUACAUCUGAAAGAUAGUGUCCUUGGUCCACUCGCCAUUGCUGUCCUCAAAGUGCAAAACAAUAGCAGCAAUUAUCAAUCAUCUAGUGUCCUGUUAAGAUAUGGGCAUUUCAGAUACAGUCACCUCUCCAACUCCACGAGAACUACAUGUAAGAUCUAUUUAACACAUUAUGACAAUCUAGAACCAAACAAGAAAGGUGCAGGAGACAUUGCAGUAUAUCAAUUAAGACUGUGUCACACACACAUGACUGUAAGGGUACAUACCCUUGUGCUACACUACAUAUCUUGAGCCCUUACCUUCCCAAAUAGGUUCCACAUUAGUUUCACACCAUCAGAUAUCUUUGCCAGCAUUACACCAGACGCUGUAGCACUGCCUCUUCAUGACAACAUUAAGCGCCGAACACUUCAUGCCAUCAUCAUGUCGACACCCACCCACAUUUGGGGGCAAGGCUAUCAAGGCAUAUACAUACUUGAGCUUUACAUCUGUUUAAUGCCUUGUUGUGAUUUACAUUCUGGUGAGAGGUAGUUUUAGAUUUAUUUCUGAUUCUUGGGUUAUUGAUUUUGGCUUGUUUCAACUAUUCUCCAUUCUGUAUCCCUGACCUUGGUUAGUUUAUCGACGCUGUGUACCUCUUUAGUCCCUGGCCUCGGCUUGUUUCUUGACAAUCCAUUUCCUUGUGUUGUGGUGUUGUGUAUGUUAAGCCCGGCCACUGUUCUCCUGGCCCUUUGCGGCUUUAUUUUGUGUGUUGGGUUAUACCCACCCUGACUUUGACUUGAUUAGUCACAUAAAAAUAGGAUAUACGAUUUUGCAAAGCACAAGUAUAAAAUAUCAUGUCAAUAUAUUCACCAGAGAACUAAUAUUGAAUUGGAAAAAUGUUGCAAAUAUCCUAUGGAGCUUCAAGCAGGAUAGACCAACAGCUGAAAUGAUAUAAACAUUCAACUGAAAUGAUGUAAUGACACUCCUAUUGUAUUGUACUUGUGAUUUGAGAGGUGUCUGCUAUCCUUUGUCUGAUUUUUAUUGUCUCAAACACAUUUUUAUAAAAAAAAAAAAACUGUACAAGAGUCCUUAAAUGCCCUUUUUUAUAAUAUAUAUUUAUAAAAUGCAUAUGUACACUCCUAUACAUAGAAAGAUAUUGAAUGAUUUCACAUGUAAAGAUUGGGUAAGAGUAAAGAUUAUGGCUGAUUCAAUUAACUGAUAUCUCGUAUGAUACUGACAUAUACAACGAUAUAUCAAUAUCCUCUCAACGAGAAUCUGAGCCAAGUCAUACAAACAUGUGAUUGACAAAUUAUCCUGUUCAAUGACAACUUGUGCUUUUAUUUUCUUCAAAAGGGAAAUCAGCCCAAUUUUUAAGAUCCUGUAUAGAUCAAUUGGAAUGAUUGUCAAUUCUGUAGAUCAAAAGGGGAAAAAAGUGGACAAUACAUCUUAAGUGUAUAAUCACAGAUAAGAGAAAUAUUAGUCAGAACUCUGCUAAAAGGGAAUUCGAUAUGGCUGUAUCUCUCUCCCACUGCAAAAAAAGUAUUUAUUAGUGCCUGACUCACCAUGACUCAUAAUCCACUUGCUUUGCAGUUGAUAAGGACUCUCAUUAAUGUGCCUCACCCAUCAGUAAAUGGAACGCGUGAGCCAAACCAAUAACGAGAUUUGGCUAUUUCUUUCUUGAGAAUCUGUUUCACAGAAUUUCAUUACCUACCUUCAAUUGUUGCAAUCCUCAUCAAAUAUUUGCAUCCCUUGAUAACCAUUUGCAGCACUCUUAUCACUCUAUGCGUCUGUUUACCCUUUAUUGGGCUUUAUUGCGCUGUACUUCUGACGUUAUGAUUUAUAAAAUUGUAGGAUAUUCUAUUAACAACAAUUAAAUACUGAAUUCUGGCAACCAGUAACACAACUCAAUUGUUUUCAAUAGUUAAUCGACCCAAGGAAUAUAAUAUAAAAUAUCUGUUAUCGGAUUUUCUGCACAAGCUGCUUUAGUGAAGCUGGCCUUAGAAUGAAACAAGUUAUGAAGAGAUAAAAUAUGACUCAUAAUAUCAGUACACAGAGUGAACAAUAUUAUCACUCUGUUUUCCAUGAUUUAAGUAAAGGUACAGAAAAAAUACAAUGUUAGAUGAGAUGUUCACAUUUACGGUUCCUCCGACAGGCAAGGACUCGAGUGAACUUGUACGACAUUUCCUGAUUGAAUCAUCAGCCAAAGGUGUUCACCUAAAAGGUGCAUCUGAUGAACCAUACUUCGGUGAGUGUAAAGAAACUUUUUUUUUAAAGUAGAUUAUAAUGACUGUAGAACAGAGCAGAUGUGGCCAACACGUGAUUGUCCAACUCUUGUGGACAACAAAACCAGCUCUGGAUAAGUGUGCCAUGUAAGAAUUGGUAACUAAAUAUACUGCAUACUCCAGAACUUAGAAACUGAUUUGAAAUUAGUUCAAGAUAAGUCUAAGAAAUUGCCAUAAUUAAUUAUUAUAGGGGCACUAUAGGCACCCAGACCACUUAAUCUCAAUGAAGUGGUCUAGGUGAUGUAUCCAUGUCCUUCAAGCUCUGCAAUGUAACAAAUUGUAGUUUUUUUUAGAAACUGUAUGUUUACACUUUUGUUGCACUAGAUGUGACUUCAAUGUGGAACUUUGAAUGAGCAUGUGAUGCUUACUGCACAUGUACAUUGGGUCCCCAAUGCUUCCUUUAAGAAUAAUUUCACAGGAGACAGGAAAAGAAACUGGUCCUUUACAAUAUAUAACCAGAAGUAAGGUUUUAUUAAAAUUAACACAUCAAUCUGCUUUAUAUGUAUAUGCAUUUUAUGUGUACGAAUAUGUUUAACUGCAUGUUUCUUAGAAUAAGUAAACACAGUCUAAUCCCUUACUGUUCAGAAUGUAAUAUGUUUCUUCAUUAUUUUGAGGACAUCAUUUAUAGAGCCGUCUAAUGCUGCAAUCAAAUGUCAUCUUUUAAGACCUAUGAACACAUUUAGGUCAAAUGAUUGAGUUUAUUAAUGUCACAAUCAUAUGGCACACAUUUUCAAUAAUAUUCCAAGUUUCACAUGACUAUGAACUUUUAUUCCAUAAUCUUAAUCUCAUUUUAAGUACAUAACCGUACUCUUAUCAGUAAUGACCUGCUGUAUGACUGGGAUGAGGUUAGAAAAUCUGCAGAAGUUGCUUUGAUAAAUGUGUGUCAAAAAUAGUUUGCCUUCUUGUGAGACCUUGAUUGUCCUCACUUGGUUACAUCCGGUAUAAUCAGAACGUCCAACACUUGACCAAGUGUCAGUGUAAAGUCUCGCAGUCUAAGCAACAGAUGUAAUAACCACCAUAAACAAUUCCAUAGUGUUAUCAUUCUCUACAUAUCAGACGAUAAGUUUGACAUGAUUGGACUUUCGACCUCAGAGCAAUUCACUUUUCUGCGACAUUUCUAACACUUGGCAUGUCUUGCCUUUCAGGAAGUCUUUCUGCACUUGUACAUCAACACAGCAUUACUUCUUUGUCUCUACCUUGCAAAUUAUUAAUCCCAGAUAAAGGUAUGUACCAAGAAUUAUCACACGUUAACUCAAGAGGGAUAGCAUGUCUAUAGUUGUAUUGCAAUACAACCUCUAAAUUGACAAGACUUUUGAUAAUGGGGGUAUUUUACCAACGAUAACUCAAGAGUGGGAGAAAGGGUUUUUAUCUCUGACUGCUUAUUUUUUCCAAGUACUGAUACACUUAAAAUAGAAAUUCAAGUGUUUCCAAAACUUAGGCUGCCAUGGUCUAAGUCCUUCCAUCAAUUGCUUUAAACAUGUUGCGUAACAUCAAGUGGCCUUAGGUUUAGUUGAAAAUUUGUCUGAUCUUAACACUUUGUGAUCUAUCAUCAAAAUGUCUAUUAGUCCCAUGCCUUGAUGAGAAGGGGUGAAUGUGGACUUUUAAUAUAAUUAACAUCGUCUUCCACACAGAUCAGCAUAACGGGGAAAGCAGUCCGGAUUCUCCUCCAGGACCCGCUGUGUCUGAGCUAAACACAUCAGCUGGUGAGUUCUAGAUUCAAGAAGUCCAAAGAAAAUACACAAUAUUUUUCACUGAAAGAAUUUGCAUCACAACCAGACUGUGUGCCAGUUGUAGUCAUGAAGCUUUUGAAAAAGAGAUGCAUGGCAUGAGACAAAUGUUUCAUAGGUGCCUUUGAAUAAUGCUAAUGAUAAUCAGAGACACAAGCCACCAUGUUGAUAUAGUCUAUGGGGCUUAUUCAAUAAAUAGAAAGCUGACAAGGGAAUAGCAAGGUAUAGGGCAAAUAUAGUCAACUUGGAUAUUUUUUCAACUUGUCUUCUUUGCACCAUAAUAUACUAUUGUCCGUUCUCUACUUUUGCCAUCAUAAGGAAUAAACCCGUGAUUUUUCCAGCCAAUAUAAAUAAUGAAUAGAGAAAUGUACAACAAAAUGGUUGUGGAAAUAUAAUGAUCUAUUAAUGAAUUUAGUGCACGCAAAGCUCAACUUUGUGGCAGGUCCUUUAUAAACAGAUUCUGGAUUUUGACAUUAGUUGAACAGAUAUACAGCAUCAACGUUUUGUGAUAGCAGAAGGUUAAGGUUGAGACCAGACAUGGUUUAAGUUGGUGUUGAAGAGGUCUUCAGACUAUGUUUAAACUAAAAAAAAAUGAGACCAAAAUAACACUCAUUUAUAAGUGAUCUGUCUUCACCUGGCAAUGCACCCAAGGGAGAGAGUCAUCCUGGUCGAAAGUUAAUAUUUGUUUGCUUGCUCAUAGCUAUAGCAACAUACACAACAUUUAGGCUUGGACUUGGACUCUCUACCUGUUAGGUGUGUGAGAAGAAAAAACAAACUAUCUUAUAGUUCUUGUAGUAAUAACAAAGUGUUUUAGCUCAUUUCUGUAUAACACAGAUAUUUUGUUUCUCCCACAGCAUGCAAUGUCCUGUAUCUAAAUUCCGUCAGUACUGAGACACUGACGGGGUCAAGUGCAAUCCAGAAAGCUGUAUCUGCUACCUUUGAGAAGUCUAACCUACCCAUGCAAACCAUCGUACACUUCAAAGCCAAUGAGCAAGGCGUUACUUUGACUGACGUCCAGCGCAAGUAAGGACAAAAUCCACAUAAUGUAAUGUUGCCAUUGAGUUGGUGUUCUGCCGCAUGUAACUGACAUGUCUGCUCUUUUUCCAUGUAGAGUUUUCUUCCGCCGUCAUUAUCCACUUUCAACCCUAAACUUCUGCAGUGUGGAUCCUGAGCUAAGAAAGUAAGACCACCAUUUAAUCUUUGGCACUGUUUUUAUGUAACAAGAGGAGAUAGAGAGAAGUUAUAUAUAAAGUAAUAGGAGUUAUACAGAGUGGUAAUUUGGUGUAAUAGGAAGAGUUAUAGGGAGAUGGUACACUGUAUGGAAUAAUGAGAGGAGUUAUGGGGAGAGAUCAUAUGGAGUAAAAUGAGGAGUUAUAGUGAGAGGAUAUAUGAAGUAAUAGGAGGCGUUAUAGGGAGCAGCUAUAUGAAGUAAUAGGAGGAGUUAUAGGGAGAGGAUAUAUUGAGUAAUAGGAGGAGUUAUAGGGAGAGGUUAUAUGGAGUAAUAGGAGGAGUUAUAGGGAGCAGCUAUAUGAAGUAAUAGGAGGAGUUAUAGGGAGAGGAUAUAUUGAGUAAUAGGAGGAGUUAUAGGGAGAGGUUAUAUGGAGUAAUAGGAGGAGUUAUAGAGAGAGGUUAUAUGGAGUAAUAGGAGGAGUUAUAGAGGGAGGCAAUUUUGAGUAAUAGGAGGAGUUAUAGAGAGAGGUUAUAUGGAGUAAUAGGAGGAGUUAUAGGGAGAGAUAUGGAAUAAUAUGAGGAGUUAUAGAGGGAGGCUAUUUGGAGUAACAGAAGCAGUUAUAGAGAGAUGUUAUAUUGAGUAAUAGGAGGAGUUAUAGUAAGAGGUUAUAUGGAGUAAUAGGAGGAGCUAUAUGGAGACGUUAUAUGAAGCAAUGGGAGGAGUUAUAGGGACAUGGUAUACUGUAUGGAAUAAUAGGAGGAGUUAUAGGGAGAGGUAAAAUGGAGUAAUAUGAGGAGUUAUAGAGAGAGGUUAAAUGGAGUAAUAGGAGGAGUUAAUUAGAAAGGUUAUAUGGAGUGAUAUGAGGAAUUAUAGGGAGAGGUUAUAGAGUGAUAGGAUGAGUUAUUGGGAGAGACUAUAUGGAGUUAUAGGAGGAGUUAUAAGAAGAGGUUAUAUGGAGUAAUAGGAGGAGUUAUAGGGAGAGGUUAUAUGGAGGGAGUAAUAGGAGGAGUUAUAGGGAGGUUAUAUGGAGUAAUAGGAGUUAUAGAGAGAGGUUAUAUGGAGUAAUAGGAGGAGUUAUAGGAAGAUUUUAUAUGGAAUAAUAGGGGAUGACCUUGAAAUUGUUGAAAUUGGGAAUUGUUUGAAAUAUUAUAUGAAGGACAAGGAGACAUUAAGUAUAUGGAGAUUUUAUAGGCAAAUGCUGUAUUGAGCGCUAUAUAAAUGUAUGUAAAGGGAGAACUCAAAUGAUGAAAUAGCAGGUACAUGUUGUAGAGCAAUAGGGGUCCUAUUGGUGUUAGUAGACUGCAGAUACAUACUGUGUGUAAUGAAAGUGAAGUUGAUGCCUGGUGGGGCCAUGAUGUCAGCUUUGCUGAUUCCAGUCUACCUUACUUGCUGGGACAUGAUUAAGGGGCGUCUGUGAUUCUCACAAUAUUUCAUUACAAUGUGGCUGCAGGGAAACUUUGUGGUGGAGAUAUGAUUAAUGGAGCCUGCAGUCACAGCCAAGCAGUAUGAGAAAAUGAGUAUAUUUAUGUGUCCUGCCAAGAUAGCUAAACUCACACGUCUAUGUUUGUUUCUGAGUUAGGAUGCCUUGAAUGCUUCCACUGACAUGUUGGAGCUCACCAUUUAUGAUGCAAGCAAUGUUUGCAGAUGCUUAUCAUGGUGGCUUUGUUCGCUUCAGCCAUAUUGAAGACCCACAUAUUGUCAGUUGGUAUGUAAAAUGGGCGUUUUGUCAAUGUGUAGCUCUCAUUAGCAGGCAGAAAAAACACAACCACAUUGUCCUCUGCCAUGAUUUAAUAAUUGGUGUUCUGUUUUCCUUAUAAAACCAAACUUGGAAUUUCUGUCUGGUUUAAAUUGGCACUCAAACUCCGAAACAAAAAUAUCUCAAACUACAUGAGCUGGCCAUUUAUGAAAUGUGAAUUAACAACCUUUAUAUCAAGGAUUUCAAAACUGCAGGAUUCUUAGCCAUUUUUUGAAAUCAACCACCAUGACCCUGGUAGAUACUGUAUGAGAGUGGAGGCAGUAGAUCAGCAAUAAAGGGCAAAGGGUGGUUUGACUCCGACAUAGGUCAUUUUCUAAGGUGUCUCAUUUUGGACACAUUUAUUCAAAACAGGUAAUGAUUUUUAGGUAUUGCUGCAAUUCUUAUUUUCUGCCAAUAGAUGGAAAUCUCUGCCUCUUAAAUUUCUACAUCUUUAUAUUUUUUUCACGUUCCAGGUGGCAAAAGCAUUGCAGAUCUUCAAGGUAAAAACCUCUUUUACAAUUCUCAGUUUUUGCACGCUUUCCGUUUUAUACAGUUCUUCUCUAAAUUCAGACAUUUAUUUGCUUUCACGUAAUGUCAUUUCAAUAGAACAGUGGACACGCACUCAUACGCAUAUUGACCAGAGGAGCUUAGCCGAAAUGAGGUUAACACAACUUCCACAGAGUAAUCCAACAUUAUAGAUAUCCAGGAACUCAAGUGUUACCUCAAAGGCAGAUUUAAUGGAGUUUAGUGUAAAAACACGGCAACAUUUCAACAACUAUCUGUGGUCUUUAUCAAUAGACCUCAGACAGAUAAAGACCUCAUGUAGAAGUCAAAACAUUGGUGCCUUCGAAGUAACCCUUGAGUGCCCGGAUUUCUCUCCAUGUUGUUAAAGUAAUUUAGGUCAUCAUUAGCUUGUGAUUGGAGAUGGAUACAAACAACCUUAAAGGAUCACUGUAGUGUCAGGAAAACAAAGCGGUUUUCCUGACACUAUAGUGCCCUAAGGGCGCACCCACACUCAGGGUCCCCCUCCCGUGGCGCUGUGGGGGUUAAAACCCUUUCAGCAGCUUACCUUUAUCCAGCGCCGGGCUCCCUCGGCGCUGGUGACCUCUCCUCCCCCGCCGACAUCAGCUCCCGAGUGGAGCGGAAAGCAAUUGCGCGGAAAGUGCCGCGUGCGCAUUCAAACAGUCCAUAGGAAAGCAUCUCUCAAUGCUUUCCUAUGGACGUUCUGCCCGCUGGAUGCGAAUUUCGCAUCCACCGUCGCAGAUGCACCUCUAGCAGCUGUCAGGAAGACAGCCACUAGAGGCCAGAUUAACCCUGCAAUGUAAACAUAGCAGUUUCUCUGAAGCUGCUAUGUUUACAUCUGAAGGGUUAAAACCUGAGGGACCUGGCACCCAGACCACUUCAUUGAGCUGUAGUGGUCUGGGUGACUAUAGUGUCCCUUUAACUUUGUUAUUGCCAUAAUAAUCACAAUCAGGUAUAUAAGUCAAUAAAUAACCAUAAGCAGACACCUAAUCAAACAUAUGAUUACCAUUUCUUAUAAAUGAGAAUAUACUUGUAUGUUACCUGCCAAAGUACAUUUUAUAUUUAAAGGGACACUGCCGUCACUACAACUAUUUAUCUCAAUUAAUUGGUUAUAAUGCCUAUAAACUAAACAAAGAAUGGGUCAGUGACUAACGAUCAAAAGCUACACAGGAAUAGGUGAAUACCAUAUAAGUUAUUUGUACGUCAGUGCUAUUUAAAUAUAUAUUAAUGUGUAAGUUAAGUUUAUAAUCAUAGAAUAUUCAUGGAGAUGGGGCAAUCUUUCCCUUUUGAGUAAAAUCUCAACAACAUUCAUACGUAAUCUGUGAAAUAAAACAUACUAAAACAGCGUAGAUGUUUAAAACAAUACUUGUUUUUAGAGGGAGAAAAUUAUAGAAGUAAUCAAGAAAUAUUUCUGAAUUUUUUUUUUUAAUACUGACGAUAUAUUCCAUAUUUUAUGUAUUUAUUCAGGAUUUUUGGAUUUGUUGCGAAGAAUCCAACUGAUGCCUCUGACAACGUGUGCCACAUCUUUGCAGAGUAUGACGCUAUUCAACCAGUUUCACCUCUAAUUACUUUCUUAACAAACCUGAUUCAACAACAAGAAAAGGUGUAAUUUCUUCAGUUACCACUAGAGGAGCCUUGUUUUGACAUAUAUCCAUCACUUGCUCCCUUGAGAUAUGGAUUGCACCCUCUUAAACCACAUGUUCUAUAUUUCGUACUCCAGAUAAACCUUCUAGAACGGACAUGGUUUUAUACCUGAAAAAACGACUACUAUUGAAAAGGAUAAAGUUGGGAUUGUAGCCAACAUUCUAAGGAAACUGUGUUCACACUUUGAUCCACCACUGACCUCGAUCAGCAGAGAAAACAUUUUUUUUUAUUUUUAUUUUUGUAUUGCCUGCAUAAUCUACUUCCAAGACACACAGCCCCCAUGCCCUACCUUUUAGAUUAUCACAAUUCUUUUCUAUGAAACUCUACCCUGAUGCGUCUCACUAAUAUGUUCGUGUGGGAAUAAUGGCUAGGUAAGCAUUUUGCACUAAUGCUCACAGAUUUCUAGAUACGCGUGUAGCUAUCUUUUUUUAUCUUAAAUUAUGUUUUGCAUAAUUUCUUGUGUUGCUUAAAUUCCCGAAACACUCAAUCUUUGUCUCUCAGAGGUAGCAUCCUAAGGAUCCAUAUUGACUAUGGUGACAUCACCAUUCCACUUCUUAUAGAAAUUUCUGAAAUCAAAGUGAAAAAUUAGUGAUAAUUCUAUAUUAUUUUUUAUUAUUGUUUUAUUAUUUAUAUAGCGUCAGCAAAUUCCACAGCGCUGUACAAUGGGCUAUAUGUACAGUUCUCCUAUUUGUAGGAGUAUAGCCUUUGAGGACCUUUAUAAUAAGGUGUUUUUUUUUAAUUAUUAACUUAGUCUUAAGCAGGGCAUAGGUGAUAUAACAAAUAGCCACUGUUUCAGACUGCCACAGUGUUAAAAGACACUGAAACAUCAUAUCUGCUCUAUUAACAAUUACUACUUUAAGUAAACAAGAAUCUGUUGCUAUAAAUUUUUACGUUGCCAUUGUUAGAAUGUCUUAGAAUUCUUUGUUUUAUACUUUUCAUUAUAUUUAUAUAUUUGUCUUUUGUAUUUGUUAAAUAAAGUAUUUUUUUUCAAAUAAAA
This is a messenger RNA of Pelobates cultripes (western spadefoot toad), 23979 nucleotides long. The record is from the annotation of a GenBank genome assembly. Lineage: Eukaryota; Metazoa; Chordata; Amphibia; Anura; Pelobatidae.